Messenger RNA from Fopius arisanus, 1915 nucleotides. RefSeq names its product ectodermal (gene ect). The transcript has 8 exons. Bases 141 to 1766 code for a protein of 541 amino acids. Lineage: Eukaryota; Metazoa; Arthropoda; Insecta; Hymenoptera; Braconidae. The record is from RefSeq and is a predicted model, not a curated record.
GCACCGCUGUUCGCCGUUUCUCACUGUGACCUCGCGCCAGGAAGGUCUCAUCCUUCUUGUUGAGUCCGUUUCUCGAGCCUUGUCGUUUAUCACCCAUCAAUUGACUCAUUCAUUACUGAUAAUCAAACGACAAGAGAGCCAUGAAGACAGUGGCAGUGAUAUUGUUCCUGGCGAUAGGAUAUUUGGCGAUUGUAUCAGAGGCAUCACCAGUGCCUGAUAAAAAAUCGGAAGUUAAGACGGACGUGAUUGCCCCCAGACAAGCAUCACCUGGAGCACCAGCAGCUGGUGAUGACGAUGACGACGACGACGACGAUGACGACGAUCUCGUCGACAUCACAGGUGUAGCUGAUUACGACGACGACGACGACGACGACGAGACCGAGGACGAUGAUACCGAGGAUGAUGACGACGACGACGAUUACCUGGAGCGUUUCAUCGAGGACAUUCUCGGGGGCGAGGAUGACGACGACGAUGAUGAUGAGACACCCUCGGUGGUCGAGCCAGUUCAACCAGCAAGUCCAAUUCAAACUCAGGCAACAGCUUUACCUGUAAGUGUUCAGUCCGAUUUGAAUGCCGAGGAGGCGGCCCAUGGCCCAGAGAUUGCUGAUGUCAAUGAAUCAACUGGUUCAUACGAGGAGGAGGAUGUUGCACCAGAAGGUCAGGCUGUAUCAAGCCUCGAUGGUGGUGAUACAGUUGGUAAUCCUGUUGUCGUCAAUCAGCAAGCCAUAUCAACGCCAUCACAAACUGUUGACAGUGACGAGGACGACGAUGACGAUGAUGACGAUGAUGACGAUGACCUUGGGUUAGAUAUUACUGAGGACGAUGACAGUGAGGAGGAUGAUGAUGAGGAGGAUGGCGAUGAGGAGACGGACGAGCUCGAUGAUAUUGUCGACAUUGCUGAUGCACGGCGUGCACGUGCCAUGGACGGAGAGACGGCAUCCGAUGUAUCUGCCAUUUAUGUCGCCAAGUAUAAUAGAUUUGUCGAUAAUAUUCUUGCGAGGAUCAACAAAAUUCUCAGGACCAACUACGAUCCGGUUACUGUUAAACUCACCAGGUCCAGCUCCAAGACCAAUAAGACCAAAUCCAAGAAGAAGAAUAAGAACAAGUCCAAGAUCACCAGUAGGGAUGCUAAUUCCAAGGAAGCAACGACCACAUCAAACCUGGAAAACCAGUCGACAGAAGCAAGUAUCCAAGCUGAUGCAUCUACUGAGGAUUCAACAGGUAGUCGAGCAACUGGAGUGAUCACUAAAGAUACCAGACCGAGGAAAACUGUCACCAAGAGCAAAAAAAAAACAUCCAACAAAGGAUCUACCAAGAAUAAGUUGAAACAAACGAAGCCAAAAUCAAAAUCCAAAACGAAAGCAACUCUGUACGGUCUCUCAUCCUUGAAGCGUUCUGGUGAUGUAUCUGUGAACAUGAUGAGCGAUCAUACAACAAUAAAAACGAAAUUCAACCUGGGACCCCUGGUUCUUCAAGUAGAGAAGGAAUUUGGUAAAGCAGCUAAGAAGGAACUUCGAAAUGCAACAGCCACAACUGCUGAAAUGUCAGGAAAAUUGAGUCUGCGAGUGCUGCACGGUGGAGCAGCCACACUCCAUUCAAUUCGCGUCUCCCAGCCCAAACAGGUACGAGUGGACAGCCCAGAUGAUCACGACAGAACCCGUGAAUUCGUGUGGCGAAGAUCAUCUCAUAUUGCCCACUUGGUCUCCCAAAAACUCUCAUCAGCAACUAGAUCAAUGCUUCGACCACCACCCGCAAUCACCGCCUAGAUCUCCAAUUAGACAUUAAUUUGCCAUUAAUUUAUUCAUUUAUAUUUAUCCAUGAGUAUUUAUUGAUGAAGUUAUUCAUCCGUAGAUGAACAGCUGUACUUAAAUGACUGUAAAUAGUGAUUGAGAAAAUAAAAUAUUUUUACAAUUCA